AUGAGUGGGUUAGUAAGAACGGCUCACCGAAUUUUACAUAACUGCGUGAAAAAUAGCAGCGUAGCUGGUGCAGUUGUAAGCAGAACCCAAGUUCCUGUGAAACGUGACUUCACUAGAGGAAUAUGGCACAUGAGUUGUUCUAAACGACUGGACAGUACAUCAGCUUCCUCAAACCUGCUUCAUCACUCUAACACAUGUGGCUGUGGAUGCGGUCUAAAGGCUCUUCAUACGAAAGAUCAACAAGACCAAAAUGCUAAAGCCAAACCCCUGGGUGAGCGUGAGCUUGUGGAGUUCCUUACUGAAGAGAUAGUUGCUGAGCGUAAGGCACAGAAGCUCAAGACUCUACCUUCUGAAGUAGAAGGGUUCAGUGUGAAGGGAGAUGGAGCAGAAGUGGUGCUUACCAAGGAGCUAAAAGAUGAAAUUGUUAAAAUCACAUUCAAUGUGAAUCAUACAGUGGAUUCUGAGGAUUUUGGUGAUGAUGUACAACAAGAGAAGCAGGAGUUUGCUGAAAUGAGAUCCAAGCCCCAAUUUGAAGUUGACCUUGUUAGAGGAGCAACCACGCUAGGGUUUACUUGCUCCUUCUUACAAGAUCCACCAACCACAAAUGCUGAAGAAUACAAUGACAUUUUUGGCAUUGAUGAAGUUACUCUAUACAAAGGAGAGUGGUCAGACAAAGUGUAUGCUGUUGCUGGCGAUGUGCUGGAUGGGUAUCUUUAUGAUCUAUUAAUGAAUCUACUAGAGGAGAAAGGAAUCAGCAAUGAAUUUGUUCAAAAAAUAUCAGAUUUUAGUACUGCGUAUGAGCACACUGCGUACAUCAACCUUUUGGAGGGAAUUUCCAAGUUUACCAUUGGGAAAUAA
Molecule: messenger RNA, 858 nt
Organism: Pieris macdunnoughi
Lineage: Eukaryota; Metazoa; Arthropoda; Insecta; Lepidoptera; Pieridae
Source: the annotation of a GenBank genome assembly